AUGCGCGAACGAGUCACCUUUGUCCAGGGCCCUGGCGCCGACUUCGAUCCCACGGCGCUGUCGAUCAAGGAUUCCGGCCUGCAGGGCCCCAACCUCGAGGCAAGCCGGCAGGAUCGGCUGACAUUCGAGCUGGACGAGCUGCCCCAGGGACUCGCCGGCCUGUUGAAGGGGUACCGAGAACUGCACUUGAAAUGGACGAGCCCGCUCAACUACGACACAGUGGAUCCCUUCAGCUCCCGUACAUCGCCAGGCCUUCAUGUCUUCUGUACGCCGUCGACGCGAGCGGCACAUGACCCGUUGGUGCAGUCCUCCUCUCCUGCUUGUCGGCAUACUGACGGCACGCAGCGAGCAGCUCUGCUUACUCUUGCGGACGCUCGGCGUACUGGACUGCACGCAGACCCACAGUCGCUCUACUUCUUCCAACAGCUUGAGGACCUUUCUGCCUUGGUCAGCGACUCUGACAAGCACAGACUGUGCCCAAAGACCGACUCUCUUUGCCAGAAACGGUUGCGGGCCUUGAGCACUGCCGCGACGGUGGAUUUGUCGUACGGCGUCGCUUCUGGCACGAUCAAGAUUUCGGCCUUUUGGCCUCUGAAGGAACGCGCCGUCGACGUGUCACGAUUGUCCAAACAGAGAACCGAAGUCGGCAUAUUUGCCAAGGACGCACCGCCCAAUAUUGAACCGCACGAACUUGGAGUCUCCGGCCUCCUGGCAGUCUUGGGCGAGCAAACGGAGCCGUCUCCGGCCUUGUUUUCUUACCCAUCUCGCCACAGACGAAGCGAUGCCUCAUUUUCAUCCCAAUUCUUGACGCCCGCAGGACUACAUCCAACCCUGCAGCUGAGGAUAUCAUCCAACAAGCCGCCCGUUCCAGAUGCCGAAUGCGCCCUCCACGCGUACUUUACCUUUCCCAAGUUCAUAUUUGCCGACCGGUAUCAGUACGAAGACAAGUUGUUUCUAGCCUCCAAGAACCUGACGGCGUCCCGAUAUGCAAGCCUUCCCGUUGAUCUAGAGGCGCCGGCGUACACGACAAAUACGUGGGGUUCUACCGUCCUGUUGGAGCUGGCCCCUCCUGUCUCGGACGAAGGCUCGGCAUGGACGGCCGAGAUGCCACUCCACCUUCGAUACCUCGAACCGUCCGCCAGCGGGUACGUGCCCAUCGAAGUCCCCUACCCGGCCGUGUUCUGGGCCUGCGACUCCGGCACCGAUGCCGACUUUUCCACCAACCCCUUUGAUCGCAUGCAGCUCGGAUACGAUGAACUGUUUGACUCGCAAGCCAUGUUUUGGCACCUCACACCGCGGCCCGAAAGCGGAAACAGGAUCAUGAGCCCCAUGGCAGUUCCUGUCCUAAAAACAGCGGGAGAGGACUGGGUCGGCAUUGGAACCGCCCUCGCCGUCGGUCUGGGCUUUGCCUGGGUGCUGUGGAAGCUGGUUGGCGUCUACGUGGCGGGAGGCUACAGAGCCAAGCCAGCCACAACCUCGAGGGACAAGAAGGACAAGUAG
This is a messenger RNA of Drechmeria coniospora, 1500 nucleotides long. Its product is annotated as protein pbn1. The transcript has 2 exons. Gene Ontology annotation, biological process: GPI anchor biosynthetic process; protein processing. Gene Ontology annotation, cellular component: endoplasmic reticulum membrane; glycosylphosphatidylinositol-mannosyltransferase I complex. The coding region runs from base 1 to 1500 and encodes 499 amino acids. NCBI's taxonomy places the organism in Eukaryota, Fungi, Ascomycota, Sordariomycetes, Hypocreales, Ophiocordycipitaceae. Gene Ontology annotation, molecular function: mannosyltransferase activity. The record is from RefSeq and is a predicted model, not a curated record.